UCGUUGGAGAGUAGCAAAAAGGUACAGAGAACUGUUUUUGCUGGCCCUGGUGGUUGGUUCGGGCACUGUAACGCAGGCUGGUGUGUGAAAUCCUUAAGUGAGUCGCAUGGCACCAGCGAGGUCUUUCCAAAUGCAAGAGGACAACUUUAUUCAGAAAUGAAGGCAGAAAACAUCCAGGACUUUCUGCGCUCUUUCACUAGAUUCCCACAUGUGGCUGGAACAGAGCAGAACCUUCACUUGGCAAAGCAAAUCCAAAGUCAGUGGAAGGCAUUUGGCUUGGAUACAUCAGAACUGGUUCACUAUGACGUCCUUCUCUCUUACCCAAAUCAAAGCUCUCCCAACUAUAUCUCAAUUACCGAUGAUGGUGGAAAAGAGAUUUUCAACACAUCACUAUUUGAGCUCCCUCCUGGAGGUUAUGGAAAUAUUUCUGGAGUGCUGCCUCCUUAUAAUGCUUUCUCGGCGCAGGGUGAGCCACUGGGAGAUCUGGUGUAUGUCAAUUAUGGACGCACUGAAGACUUUCUCAAGUUAGAGCGAAAAAUGGGAAUUAAUUGUACAGGAAAGAUUCUCAUUGCCCGAUAUGGAAAAAUAUUCAGAGGAAACAAAGUUAAAAAUGCCAUGUUGGCAGGAGCAAAAGGAAUUAUCCUCUACUCUGAUCCUGCAGAUUAUUGUGCACCUGGAGUCAAACCCUACCCAGAUGGGUGGAAUCUUCCUGGACAGGGAGUCCAGCGUGGAAAUGUGUUAAAUCUAAAUGGUGCAGGAGAUCCUCUUACUCCAGGCUACCCAGCCAAAGACUACAUGUUCAGACUUGAGGUUAGUGAUGGAGUGGGAAUUCCCACCAUUCCAGUACACCCCAUUGGCUACCACGAUGCUGAAGUUUUAUUACGGUUCAUGGGGGGCCCUGCAGCUCCAGAUAAGAGUUGGAAAGGAAAUCUCAACGUAUCCUAUAACGUUGGGCCUGGAUUCUUAGAACGCUACUCCACAAGGAAAGUUAGGAUGCAUGUUCAUACCACCAGUCAAAUUAGACGGAUAUAUAAUGUGAUUGGAAGCAUCAAAGGAGCAGUAGAGCCUGGUAAGCUUUGUUUGAAACAAGAAUGGGCAGGUUUUUG
Molecule: messenger RNA, 1106 nt
Organism: Python bivittatus (Burmese python)
Lineage: Eukaryota; Metazoa; Chordata; Lepidosauria; Squamata; Pythonidae
Source: RefSeq, a predicted model, not a curated record